UGUAGAUAUUAUAAAUAGAGAGAGGGGAGCGAGAAAUCCCUGUUCAUUUCACAAAAUUUUUUCUUCGCAAAUUCGUUUAGAGCUCUUCUUCUGAGGUCUCUGAGAGAGAGAGCUGCAGCGGCGAAAAAUCCUCUUCAAAGAUGGCACGUACGAAGCAAACUGCUCGAAAGUCCACCGGAGGCAAGGCUCCAAGGAAGCAGCUUGCCACCAAGGCUGCUCGCAAGUCAGCCCCAACUACUGGAGGCGUGAAAAAGCCCCACAGAUACCGACCUGGAACAGUUGCCCUCCGAGAAAUCCGCAAGUACCAGAAGAGCACUGAGCUCCUCAUCAGGAAGCUACCAUUCCAGAGGCUGGUUCGUGAAAUUGCGCAGGACUUCAAGACAGAUCUUCGGUUCCAGAGCCACGCGGUGUUGGCUUUGCAGGAGGCAGCGGAGGCUUACCUUGUUGGAUUGUUUGAAGACACCAAUCUCUGCGCUAUCCAUGCCAAGCGCGUUACCAUCAUGCCUAAGGAUAUCCAGCUUGCCAGGAGAAUCCGGGGUGAGAGGGCUUAAAGAAAAUAUAGAAAAACCAGACGGGGGAGUUUGAUUUUGUGGAAAUGGGUUUUCUUAUUGGUUUGUGUACCUUUUGGAACAUAUCAGUGUCAUUUGAAUCUUGAAUUUGAUAUUGGAUUGAUAAAUGUUUUUGUUUGGAGUUAAAAACUAUCAACUUACUACUGUGGUUUGUGCUAA
Molecule: messenger RNA, 728 nt
Organism: Ziziphus jujuba (common jujube)
Lineage: Eukaryota; Viridiplantae; Streptophyta; Magnoliopsida; Rosales; Rhamnaceae
Product: histone H3.3
Exons: 4
Coding region: 141-551 (136 amino acids)
Cellular component (GO): nucleosome
Molecular function (GO): structural constituent of chromatin; protein heterodimerization activity; DNA binding
Source: RefSeq, a predicted model, not a curated record